AAAGGAGAAGUCAGCUGUGAAACGGAGAAAUAGAGAAUAUCUGUGAGAGAGAUGCGUGUUUUUUGUUCACUCGAGUGUUGUUUUCUUUCUUCAGAUAGAGAGAGGCUUUUGUGAGUGUAAUGUUUUCGGAUAGUUUAUUUCACUUUUGUUUAUUAUCUAUUCCACUUGCAUUGGCAAUGUAAACAUAUGUUUCCCAAGUCAAUAAAGCCCAUUGAACUGAGAGCGAGAAACAUGAGAAAGAGAGAGACUUGAAGGAAAGGUUGGAAAUGAGCCGAAGACAACCUUCGUGUUCGGGAAGUGAUAGGCGGGAACGAGAAGGCAAGGGAGGCAUGCGCUGAGCUGGAAGAGGUAGGCUGCUAGGGUCUGUUACGGAACAGAGGAGUGGUGGUGGCUGCGUGGGGGAAUAGGGGCUGGACUGGGUCUUGGUCUGUCUACGUACACAGCAGACGACCACGGGGAGGCUGGAACCACACAGUCACGUCUCCUGCUGAGGGGUGUAGCCGGAAAAAAGAGAGAGAAUAGAAAGACAGAGAGCCACGCACGGCUCAGCUGAGGCAAGCAAACGAUUGGAGUAGAAAUCGUGAGAGACAACCGCUGGAAGCGAACAGUGGAAGGGAGGAAGGAAAGAGAAAACAGACAGGACCCAAAUCUGCCAGCGACCACCACCUCCCCUCCAUCUCGAUGGUUAGCUGCGCACCCACAUAGACCGAUGACACCCCCGCCCUCUUCUAAAAAGACAACUAGGGGGGAUGACCGCCUACCGAGAAGGCAGUUGACUAGCGUCGUAACUAAGCGAUGCACCUUCUUUCCAAGAGCGCAAGCUUGAAGCUAUCUUUUAUCCUAACAUAGGCUAUUUGACGAAUGUCAGUGUUGACAUUGUUUCCUAACAGUGUUGUGGUUAUUGACAACGAGGCUCGGUUUGUUUUCGAGACUCUGUAAAGCAAAGUUUUUUUUCUUCUGCUGGACGUGUUUUUUUUCAGUGCGUCCUGGAUUUCCAUACUUGCAGAAAAACAGAUGAUUAUUUUUGCGACAAGCUAGGCCUAUUUGUAAAGAAAUAUAGCAGUAGAACGAACGGACUCCUUUGGGACACCCUUCUGUAGCCUGUCAACCGUUUGAAACGGAUGUGUGCACAUCAAGAAGAUACUGAGAAGUGACAGUAGAGGAGACAUCCAACGAGGAGAGUCGACCAGGAUACUUACUAUACGUUCGCGUCCAGUGGAGACAAGGCUUUUAUGAAAGUUGCCAUGGUAUCAUUGGACGAGCCUCUGGACCUGAAGCUUCCACAGGCCAAUGGGAGGGUCAGGUUGGGAAAGAGGGCAUGUUCGGCCUCCAUCUGCGCCCCCCUCAGUGCCACACGACAACGUCUGCUACGUAACCUACCGAUGACCUACCCCUCACCACCUCCCUCUCCAGGUACCCCCCUGUACCACCAGGAGAGGGUAGGUUCCUGCACCCCCCCUGCCAUGGACCUGAGUCUCUCCCCCUCCUUCCGACAAGCACCCUCCCCCUCUCCCUCCUCCACCUCCCGCCAUGCAUCCUCCCCCUCUGCCUCCCCCUCCUCACCCCUGGACUACCCACCCAGCUGCAGCCCAGCCACACCCAUCUACUCCAGGGAAGCAGCUCUCCCUCGUUACCUGGAAGGCGGUGCUUCUCCGCAGGGCUUCCAGAUCUUCCUGCCAAUCGGGACCACAGGGGGCGGGUUCAACCUGCCCUCCUCCAUGUUCAUUGGUCAGCCCGGGGAGAAGCGGGCGUCACCCGAUCCCUCAUCGGAUGAGCAGCUGGCCUGCCAUUGGAUGAAGUGCCACCUGCUGUUUGACUCAUUACAGGACCUGGUGGAUCACAUCAAUGACUAUCAUGUCAAACCUGAAAAGGAUUCUGGGUACUGCUGCCACUGGGAGGGCUGUGCCCGCAACGGGAGGGGAUUCAACGCCAGGUACAAGAUGUUGAUCCACAUCAGGACUCACACCAAUGAGAAGCCUCACCACUGUCCCACCUGCAACAAGAGCUUUUCUCGCCUGGAGAACCUCAAGAUACACACACGCUCACACACAGGAGAGAAGCCGUACAUCUGUCCGUACGAGGGCUGCAGCAAGCGCUACUCCAACUCCAGCGACCGCUUCAAGCACACGCGCACCCACUACGUCGACAAGCCAUACUACUGCAAGAUGGCUGGCUGCCUUAAACGCUACACUGACCCCAGCUCCCUCCGCAAACACAUCAAGGCCCACGGACACUUCGUCGCGACCCAGGAACAGGCCUCCUCAGCCGGGCUCGGUGUGUUCCUCAAAGGGGCAGGUCUCCACGGAGGUAACGGUGGUGGGGUUUCAGAGAUGGGCUAUGUCGGCGGGGCCCAUAUUAUCAUCCCAGGAGGGGCCGCCAUGGCUUCUCUCCUAGGGGGCCACCAUCUAGGGGCCUCGCUGCCUCUCUCGGCCAUGUGUGGCCCCCUGGAUCUCAGCAGACUAGGUCACCCUGGAGCCUCCUUGUUCUCACUAGGUAGUGGAGGUGGGGGAUUGGGUUGGUGUGAUUCCUCCCUGCUCCCGUUUGGACUCUCGACUGCAUCCGUGUUUGGGUUGGCUUCCAUGGGUCUGGGGCGGCUAGGGAGAGGGGAGAGCAGGAGGGAGGGGGAGGAGGAGGACGGAUGUGAAGAGGAGAGGGAGGAUGAGGUAUUGAAUUUGUCUGCGGGAGGGUACGGAGGGACAGGGGCGGGGCGGGACCUCCCCUCCUGGGUGGUGAUUCAAUCCCCUGGGGCACUGGUGCUCAAACCAGCUGUUGUCAGCUAGGGCCAGGGUGUGUGUGUGCUCAGCUUGGGACACGUGCUCACACGCCUGUUGCUACGAUCAAGGGACAGGGUGUGUGUGUAAGUUUCUGUGUGUGUUUGUGCCUAAACGAUGCCUCGGAGCUGAAAGUUGGUGUGUGUGGAGGGGGAGGGGGAGGGUUAGGUGCUUUAUAAAAGCUGUGUGGGGGUCAAAGGUAAUUCUCCUUUUCAGACAUAAAAAACUCUGAUCAUUUCAACACAGAACAGUAACAGCAGGCUGAAGAAAACAAGAAAACUAUGGAAAUGUACCUCAAACAUUCCCUAUGGACUUUUUCAAUGGACUUUUCCCAAUGGACAUCCCUAAUUGACAUUCCCAAAUGAUUUGUGUGGCAACACAGUUGGCUUUAUGUAAUCACCAUUAUGAUGUAAAGAAGAAGCAGCAGUUGAGAGAAUUGAGGUAAUAUGCUCCUGUGUGUUUUGUUAGUCAUCAUUUGUAUGCAGCAAAGACCCUAUGGACUAUAACUGAUAACAGCUACUAUAGUCACUAUAACAGUGGCUUUUAUAUCAGUGUAUUUAACUAUUAUGGCCACCAGGGGGAGGUAGAGAGUCAGGUACAUUUUGUCUAAUCUUUCUAGCCUCACAUCAGAACUGAAUUGUUCUGUGUGGACGUUGUCUGUAGCCACAGAUCUUGGGUCAGCUUACCAUCCUUAACCAUUAGAAAAUGCGAAACUGACCUUAGAUCAGCCAACUUUAUUCUCCUUUCUCCCCCUCUACUCAGUCUCUAGACUCACAACAACAAACAGCCUUUAAAAUCCCCUGUAGGGAAUAGGCUCCCAAGGUUACAAGGUAGUCAGUGGAAAUCUGUGGUACACACACUACAGAGCAAACACAGUCUUGUUGAAGCAUGUCGUAUGUCAAACUACGUUCUACAUGCGUCUAUGGGGUGGAUUCUAACUUCCACUUUAGUCAAACAUUGAUGACAAUGGGAGACUAAGUUCAAAUGUAACUGGAAGUUUAGGAUUUGCCUUUGUUAUAUAUAUAUUUUUUUUUUACACAGGCAGGGCUAGGGGUAGCCUUCACUCAUGUUACCCGGUUACCCUGGGGUCCUCUGAGCUAAGAAUGUGGUAUUUAGUUCCCAUUGUCAUGUGACUGCCACCUGCAUAGUUGUAAGGUUGGUUGCCAGGACGACAGAGGUGUGGUUUGGCUAAGAAAGGCUAUGAUGUUUCGAUGACAAUGAACCGCACCUUCCUCUCCCCUCAACCAACCUACUUGACCUGCAGUGGCUUCACACACCUAGGCUGCAUCUGAAAUGACACCCUGUCCCUGUAUAGUAUUCCCUAAAAGGUAGUGCACUGUAAAGGGAAUAGUGUGCCAUAGUCGCAUACCUCAUGCUUUAUGACUGACGAUCAAAUUCAAUAACGUUGAAUGAAUUAAGCUUAAAAUAACCUAUAUCUUGUAUGUUUUCACCCUACAAAUGGAUAAAAUCUGGUGUGCUCCCAACAGCAAACAGCCUUUAAAAUCUUCUGUAGGGAAUAGACUCCUGAAGUUACAAGGUAAUGAGUGGAACAGUUUGUAUAGGUAUGACGUGUCUUUUCAUCACUUCUGCAAACAAGUAAAACACGUUUUAUUUGUCUUUCUGGUUAAGACGAGACGUUUCUGUUGAAUGUUGAAGUUGUUCCUCUAUCUUUUGUCACUUGGUGACAAUGGGUGUGUCCCAAAUGGCACCCUAUUCCCUAUGUAGUGCGCUACUUUUGACCAGAGACCUGGUAUAAAAAGAAAGUAGUGCACUACAUAGGGAACAGGUUGCCAUUUGGAGCGCAUACAAAGACAAGGAUCCUAUGUCAGGAUCUACAAACCCAACGAUGACGCAUUAACCCUUUGUGCGACAGACAUUUCUCAAUAAAGCCGACAAACCUCAAAAGUAUUAUUUGCUCAUAGCUUAUCCAACACAAGGUAGGGAUUGGUAUUUGGUCUGCACAACUUACCUGGCAUCCAGUAUUACUGGCCAAGUUAGGGAUUGGUAUUUGACCCAGGUUUUAUUGAUUAGAUAAGUAGACCCAAUCUAAACAGAAGGGUGUACAUAACUGUGUAGUACUUAUAAUAGCUUCAUUAUUUGUAUUUAUUCACAGACAAAUCACUCAAAAUAAUACUUAGUCGUUGUUGUAAGUACAAUGUAACAACGUGCAACUCGACCAUGCCAGUUGAAUUUAAAUGUAGUUACAAACCAGGAACUGUAAGAUUGAUUGGGAAAAACCCGAGACUACAGGUUCCCAUAUUGAGGAACACAGAAAGUACAACUAGGACAGAGGUGAAUGUACAUAUGAAGUCUACAUAUGCACAAAGGGUUAACAUGACACUAUGGCCUCCCUAUUGCAGGCCAGCAUCUGAUAUCAUUUCUUAUCCUCGUUUGCACAUUAAGAUUUGCAAUUAUUAUGAUGUAUUCUUAUGUUUCCAAGUGCCUGGUAUGUAUCAGAAGUGACAUAUACUGAAAAUACACACAGCACAUUCAAUGAAGUACAGGUACAUGUAAUGCAAAUGUAGGUAUUUGUUCCAAAGGGUCAACGCUUUACAUGACUGUUUAUAGAUGACAAAAGGUGUGAUUGGUGAUAUCAUAGCAUUGUGUGCUUUCAGUUUUUUUUUUACGAGGACUGUUAAACUGAAUGUGUCAUUAAUGACGAAGACGUGACGUCAAUAAACAAAGAUAAACAAAUUAAGUGGCA
Molecule: messenger RNA, 5475 nt
Organism: Oncorhynchus masou masou (cherry salmon)
Lineage: Eukaryota; Metazoa; Chordata; Actinopteri; Salmoniformes; Salmonidae
Gene: glis2a
Product: GLIS family zinc finger 2a
Exons: 8
Coding region: 1233-2780 (515 amino acids)
Biological process (GO): regulation of transcription by RNA polymerase II
Cellular component (GO): nucleus
Molecular function (GO): DNA-binding transcription factor activity, RNA polymerase II-specific; RNA polymerase II cis-regulatory region sequence-specific DNA binding
Source: RefSeq, a predicted model, not a curated record